AAAUGGCCGAGCGAGGUAAAUCACACGUGUGAGAGCAAUCUGUCAACAUGGUCAUGAAAGAAAGAAUUCUAUAGGAUUUGAUGGGGGACUCUGAGGAGGAGGAGGAGGAGUGGGAGGAAUGUGAUGAGGAGAUGGACGACACGCAGGUCACAUGUCUCUUCUGUUCCCAGAACUUCACGUCUGCUGAGGACACAUUCACACACUGCAGGACUUCACACAACCUUGACCUUAUCCAGUGGAGCAAACAACACCGAGUGGACUGUAUACAAUACAUCAAAAUGAUCAAUUACAUCCGACUGAAGACACCGUCUCCAGAAGAUGUAAAAUCCUCGUUCGCUCAAAGAGCUCCUCCAUGGGAAAGCGACGAUUUCAUGACUCCAGCCAAUCCUGGUGACUUGUUGCUGCAGUAUGACAUUGAGGAUGAUUUUGAAGACUUUGGCACAUAUGAAGAUAAUGGUCCUAGUGGAAUUUCUGCUUCUUGUGGAGUGCCCUCUGGUGAGGAGAAAGUAAUAAAUCAGAAGAACUCCUCAGGCACAUCUAUGUCAGAGAUAAAUGGUGUCAAUGAAUCAGAGCUGGAAUCCACUUCUGCCCAACUCAGGGUUGCUAAGCAGCGGGUCCAACAACUGGAGGAGGAACUGGGGAGAGUUCUGGGAGAUUUUGAGAGAGUGAGAAAAGUGACACAAGAUCUACUGAUGUCACAGCCUACCCAGCCAAUCAAAGCAGACAAUGCUGUACAGAUGCUGACAGAAGAUGAAGAUGAUGUUUAUUUUGGAUCGUAUGCUCAUUUCAGCAUCCAUCAAGAAAUGUUAAAAGACAAAGUGCGUACAGAAAGCUACAGAGAUUUCAUGUACAGGAAUCCCGACCUGUUUAAAGAUAAGGUUGUGUUAGACGUGGGGUGUGGCACUGGCAUCCUCUCCAUGUUUGCUGCCAGGGCUGGGGCCCAGAAAGUGAUUGGAGUCGACCAAUCAGAAAUUGUGUAUCAAGCUAUGGACAUUGUCAGAGAGAAUGGAUUGGAUAAUGUUGUGACUCUGAUCAAAGGACGGAUAGAAGAUGUGGAUAUUGCGGUGGAUGGAGUGGAUAUAAUUAUCUCGGAGUGGAUGGGAUACUUUCUCCUGUUUGAAUCAAUGUUAGACUCUGUGCUGUAUGCGAGAGACAAAUAUCUACGACCGAAUGGAGUGGUCCAUCCUGACAAAUGUACCAUUGUGUUAGCUGCAUUAAGUGACCCUGACCUUCACACAAAUCAUGUGACUUACUGGGAUGAUGUGUAUGGUUUUAAAAUGACUUGUAUGAAAUCUGAGGUGAUCAAAGAAGCCAGUGUUGAAACCGUGAAAGCAGAGAAAAUAUUGUCUGAUUGUGUGGUUGUCAAGGAGUUGGACACCUGCUCAUGCUCCACAUCAGAUCUCCAGUUCUCAGAAGACUUCACUCUCACAGCUUCAGGAGAGGGACAAAUUAAUGCCUUAGUGGGAUACUUUGACAUUUUCUUUCAUAAAGGGUGUACCAGCAAAGUGAUGUUUUCCACCGGCCCACAAGUCACAUCCACCCACUGGAAACAAACAGUGUUCCUUUUGAAGAAUCCAAUCAGCGUUACUAAAGGGCAACAGAUGAAAGGCCACAUCAUUUGCAAAAAGAACAGACGUGAUCCGAGGUCCCUUGUGAUAACACUGACUGUUAAUGAUGUUACACAGGGCUUUAUAAUGCAAUAAAGAAAUCUAUACAUAU
Molecule: messenger RNA, 1719 nt
Organism: Ostrea edulis (European flat oyster)
Lineage: Eukaryota; Metazoa; Mollusca; Bivalvia; Ostreida; Ostreidae
Product: protein arginine N-methyltransferase 3-like
Exons: 11
Coding region: 81-1703 (540 amino acids)
Biological process (GO): peptidyl-arginine methylation
Cellular component (GO): nucleus
Molecular function (GO): protein-arginine N-methyltransferase activity
Source: RefSeq, a predicted model, not a curated record